Leptopilina heterotoma is the source of this 2170-nucleotide messenger RNA. It is a transcript of the gene Dredd, whose product is annotated as caspase-3-like. Lineage: Eukaryota; Metazoa; Arthropoda; Insecta; Hymenoptera; Figitidae. Gene Ontology annotation, molecular function: cysteine-type endopeptidase activity. The record is from RefSeq and is a predicted model, not a curated record. The transcript is spliced from 7 exons. Gene Ontology annotation, biological process: proteolysis. Bases 276 to 1820 code for a protein of 514 amino acids.
GGUUAGGUUUCGAUAAUGUUAGUGGUAAUAGUGCUUUGUGUGUGAAUUUCCCCGUUAUCUUAUAUUUAUAUAUGUAUAUAAUAUAAAGUGAAUAUAUAUUUUAAUCAUGAUAUAACGUAAAAAAAUAUCACCUGUGUAUUUAAAUUUAGUUAUAUUUACAUUAUAAUAUUUAGAAUCAAAUAAGUUAAAUAUCAGUGAAAAAUCAAGAUUUUAAUGUGUAACUAAAGUUUGGAAAAAAAGUUUCUGAGCAAUACAGGAAAUUAAUCGCUUGUAAAAUGAGUUUCGAAGCAGACGCAAUUUCCUCUUUUCCAAUUGCAAAUAUGGCUAAAGAUAAAAUUAAUUUAACAAAGCUUAAAGAAAUUGAGAACAAUCUUGAUCGACAAGAAAAAAUUUCUAUAAUGUUUCUCACGACACCAACAAAAAUUGUUUUGCAUAGUUAUGACUUAAUUUCAAACUUGCUGAAAAAUCAUGAAAAUUGUGUACUUUCUCAAUGGUUUUUGUUGGAAUUUAAUAAAACAAACUGGGAAGAAAAACUCUUAGAAUCUUUAUUAUUAGUUCAGAAUUUACAAAUCAUUAGGUAUUUUGGAUUCACGGAGUAUGAAGAAGAACUUUUUAGAAAACAAUUUCUAAUCAAUGAAAAAGAAGUUUCACCUAAUUUAAAUAGAGUAUUAAAGUCUCUUUACUUAUUGUGCGAAGAUCUUUGCGAUGAGGAGAUGAAGAAAGUAGUUAAUCAGUUUGGAGGGACUGAUAUUCAACAGGAGGAAUUCGAAUUGUACUUACUCUAUUGGAUUCAAACCAAUCGCAUUUCAAUUUCAGAAUUGAGUGGAAAUUUAAAGUCACUUCUAGAACACCUAAAAGCAAUCCAGUUCGAUAUCGACAGUGCACCUUACAUAAGUUUAGAAAAUUGGAAUGAAAAGGAAAGAAAUAAUGAAGUCUUAAUAAUUCCAAGAAAUAUGCAAGACAAUUUGCAAAGUUUAGAUAAUAGUUUACCGAUGGAUGGCUGUUUUACUGAAACGCAGUUUCAUAUAGAUGUAAAACACGAAGAUUCGAUUUAUGACUUUGAAAAAGGUCUUUGCUAUAUUAUAAAUGAAGAACAAUUUGAUAAGUGGAGUAAUAGACAGGGAUCACAAAAAGAUGUUCAAAAAUUGAAAGAAACUUUCGAAAAAUUUGGAUUUGAUAUUGUUAUCAAGGAAAAUUUAACUAAACAAGAAAUUUUCGAUAAUCUAAAAUCUGUUAGCAAUUACACUAAACAAGAUUAUGAUUGUGUUAUUCUUUGUAUCAUGAGUCACGGAGAGAAAGGAACAAUUGUUACGAGAGAUGAAAAAUUAGUUUCCCUUGAUAAUAUAAAAGAUUUAAUUUGUACCACUCAAUUAAAACGAGUAGUAAAAAUUAUUAUAGUCCAGGCUUGUCAAGGACAAUUUUUAGGUCACGAUACAACUGAUGGAUCUAUGUCAGAAGAAAGUUUUGUUGAUGGUGAUAAUCCUGUGAAAGGAAAAAAUAAGAUGUUAAAGGACAAUAUUAAGUUUGCCGAUUUAGUGAUGUUUGUUGCGACGAUUCCGGAUUUUAAAAGUAUCAGAAAUACUGUUCAAGGUUCUUGGUUUAUCCAAAAAUUAUGUGAGGUGCUUGAAGCUGAAGAUAGAAUUACGUGGAAAAAGUUGUCUCUUAAAGUCAAAAAUCUUGUUUCCAAUGAAAGAGGAGAAAUAUGUGAUAAUGGAAAACGAUACAGUGACAUUGUUCAAAUUCCAGAAAUUGUUGAAGAUCGGUUAACUAAGGAUUUUAUAUUUAGGAAAGUUAAUUCUAAAAUCAAACAUUUAUCUUAAGCAGUUAAAGUAUAAGAGUUAUAGCCAACUGAUUUGAAAAACGUGAGGUCAAGGAAGGUGGAUACCAAUAGGACGUCUAUGUCAGAUCCUGAAAUAUCCGUUCCUGUUAGGGGAUAUAAAAAAAUAAUUGUGUUUUUAUAAUUAACAUACCCUCAUUUUAUUGUAAUCGAUUAUUUUUAUCACACAUUGAUAAUGUUAUGAUUAUUAGCAGCUUUGUAGUGAAAUUUAACAUUGUAUUAUUUUUCCCUCUAAAUUUAAGGAAAAAUGAAAGUUCUCACUUGAUGGAGGAAUUACAUACAUUGUAAAAAAUUAUAUAUUAAUUUGAAUAUAUUUAUGAUUAAAAUAUUUUA